ACUCAGCCCAGUGAUAUUGACAAUAGAGAGAAAAAGGGAAAGUGACCGGGGGGAGGCCAGAGUCACCAGUUAGAAACCGAAGCUUUACACCCCCACCAGCAUCCCUACGAAAGUAGCCGGCUUCCCCCACAACUCACACAACACAGUCCCCCCUCCCGGUUCGCCGGGAUAUCCAUAGCCCAGGCCGCUUAGGGAAUGUGAAUCACUUCUGUAUGUAAGAAAGAUCUCGAGGUAAUUGGAAGGGAACUCCCGGGAUUAUCCCCAGAUUCGCGGGAAAAAGAUACCGGUUGGGAUCGGUGUGUGUUAAGGCCUAGAUUCUGCUCACCAGGGGAAAAUACUCCACAUCUCUAAUCCCUAUCAGGAGCUCCAAGGGAUAUGUCCUCAGCACCAACCACUCCUCCAUCAGUGGAUAAAUUAGACGGAUUUUCUCGGAAGUCCGUCAGAAAAGCCAGGCAGAAGAGGUCACAAAGCUCUUCUCAGUUCAGAUCUCAGGGCAAGCCAAUAGAACUAACACCUCUGCCGCUGCUUAAAGACAUCCCAACCUCAGAGCAACCUGAGCUAUUCCUUAAGAAGCUUCAACAGUGCUGUGUCAUUUUUGAUUUCAUGGAUACACUGUCUGAUCUUAAAAUGAAAGAAUACAAGCGCUCCACUCUGAAUGAACUGGUGGAUUACAUUACAAUAAGCAGAGGGUGCUUGACGGAACAGACUUAUCCUGAAGUAGUUAGAAUGGUAUCCUGCAAUAUAUUUAGAACUCUUCCCCCGAGUGACAGUAACGAGUUUGAUCCUGAGGAAGAUGAACCCACGCUUGAAGCAUCAUGGCCACAUUUACAGCUUGUAUAUGAAUUUUUCAUACGAUUUUUGGAAAAUCAAGAAUUUCAACCCAGUAUUGCCAAAAAGUAUAUAGAUCAAAAAUUUGUCUUACAGCUUUUAGAGCUGUUUGACAGUGAAGACCCACGUGAAAGGGACUAUUUAAAAACAGUCUUGCACAGAAUUUAUGGCAAGUUUCUGGGACUCCGAGCAUUUAUUCGAAAACAGAUUAACAAUAUUUUUCUACGAUUUGUUUAUGAAACUGAACACUUUAAUGGAGUAGCAGAAUUGCUGGAAAUAUUAGGAAGUAUUAUCAAUGGCUUUGCAUUGCCCCUGAAAGCAGAGCAUAAACAGUUUCUUGUUAAGGUGCUGAUACCUCUGCAUACUGUCCGAAGCUUAUCCCUCUUCCAUGCACAGCUGGCGUAUUGCAUAGUACAGUUUCUAGAGAAAGAUCCUACUCUCACAGAACCAGUCAUUAGAGGGCUUAUGAAAUUUUGGCCGAAAACAUGCAGCCAGAAAGAGGUUAUGUUCCUAGGAGAGCUGGAGGAGAUUCUCGAUGUGAUUGAACCCUCACAAUUCGUUAAAAUUCAGGAACCUUUGUUUAAACAGAUUGCCAAGUGUGUAUCAAGCCCUCACUUCCAGGUGGCUGAACGAGCGCUUUACUAUUGGAACAACGAAUACAUCAUGAGUUUAAUAGAAGAGAAUUCAAAUGUCAUCCUUCCCAUAAUGUUUGCAAGUCUUUACAGGAUUUCCAAAGAACACUGGAAUCCGGCAAUUGUGGCUCUCGUGUACAACGUGUUGAAGGCCUUCAUGGAAAUGAACAGCACAUUAUUCGAUGAGCUGACAGCCACUUACAAGUCAGAUCGCCAGCGUGAGAAGAAGAAGGAAAAGGAAAGAGAAGAAUUGUGGAAAAAACUUGAGGACCUGGAAUUAAAGCGAGGUCUUAGGAGUGAUGGAAUUAUCCCAACUUAACAGAGGGACCAUCUUCUUCCUUUCCUGUGGAGUCCCAUUUAUGUAGUAGAAGAUGGAGCAACAGUUUCUGUAUUGUGCAACUUUACAGUAGAUCACAUUUGUUUCAUUAUUACAGCAGCACUGUAUAUAACUGUCUAAAAACAAAAAUUAUAUGGACUUCAAUCCAAAGUUUGGACAGUAGAUGAACUCUUCAGAACUUUGCAAGCAUAAUCAUUGUUUUAAACUUUCUUUAAACCUUUGGAUUUCUUGAUAAAAAAAAAAUUGACAGUGUCGAAUUCCCAUUUUAAGGCACUUGGUAUCUAUGGCAUAAAGUAUGUUGGCGUUUCUGAUCAGACGACCUUGUUCAAAUUAACUUCUCUUUCUGCUCAACAGGUGAAAACUAUUUAUAUAGAAACAAACACACAAACCUUUAAUAGCAGAGUUUGUGGAACAACCUCCUCCUCUGGAAAACGUUCUCAUUGUUCUCCAUGACUUUCUUUGCACAUCUUCAAGAGCUGAAUGUCUUUGCAGGACUGUUCCUGGCAACGGUUUUGUAUGCUGGUGAUAUGUUUUGGCAAUGCCAGCCAAGCUCUGGUGCUUUUUUUUUUUUUUUUAAUUGCAGUUUGGGCAUGUAUAAGAGAAGUGUAUGGAUAGGUGGCGUUGAAUAUAAGAUUGCAUCCCAUGUACAAGUCUAUCGCAGUGCAAACCACAAGUACCCAACCAGUAUUAGUAUUUGCGCCAUCCUUAAGACACGGCUGUUUUAGAGACUCCCAUUUUAACCAUUAUUAUCCUUCAAAAUGUUAUUGGAACAUUUUGAAAUAAAGUUUAAAAAAAAAAACACUUUACGAACAGGAUGAGUCCUUGAACGGAUAGGAUUGUAUUCAGAGAAGGAGAAAGAAACUGUUUAGCUUUGUUUUAGAGCAUAACAUGCUGUUACCAAGUAUUCCAGCAAAUAAAAUAGGGAGGGUUUGUUUCUUAAAACCCAUAACAUUGUUUCUGUGGACUUUAGAGCUUAUCCAACCUCACAGUGCCUGCCCUCUGGGAAAAGGCCUCCAUCACACCCUUCUGCAUUCUGACCUGGAUGCACAUUCUUAACUACUGUAUUUAUCACCCAAAGUGGUUCUGCAAAUGCUACUGAACGAAAUCCUGGAAUUCCUGUUGUCCUGAGUAUUAAUAAUAAAGUUUAAAAAUGCUUUUAUAUCAAAGGUGCAUUGUGACCAAAUUGUUUAAAGCAAGAGAGAGAGGGCUCUGUUAUAAGUAUCUAGCGUUCUGCAGAAGAAGGAGUAGAAGAAAGCAACACACACAUCAUCUGACCUCUUGGUGGGUAAAAGUGCUGUCAAAAUUUGUGUACAGAAUAUAUAAAUAUAUAUAUUUUGCUGAUGCUGUCAUCAAGAUUUUUGUAAUUUCAGGAUGCUGUUAAAAGAAACUUGUCUGUAGCUGUAUCUGUAUUUCUGUAUAUCUGUCUAAUUAUAUAGGUAUACAGAUACAGCCAUAUCAGGUGAAAUUGAUAAUCCUUCAGACCAACGUAUUUUACAUAUAUAUGUACUUUAAUUAGUUAUCGAAGACAUUUAAUAGGCCUCUUGUAUUUGUAGUUGUUAAUGGUUUUCCUUUAUAUGUUUAGAAACAUUAGGCUGGCGUUUUUCUUUCCAUUCUCCGCAUUAUAAAUAACUAUGUCUCUUAUUUUAGUGUUCCAGGAUUAUCCGCUCACCCUCUCUGUACAAUUUUACUUUAAAAAACAAGAUGGAUAUUGUAAGCUAUUUCACUUUGUACAUAAGGCUGUUCAUUCUGAAAACAGCAGCUAUGAGCAGAAAAUGUAAGCAUACACCUGAUGUAUGGCGUAAUAUAAAUAUGUCUUUAGGGGGGGGAAGCAAAGUAAAGAUUUUUUUGCAGCCAUAUUGGCCUUGGAUAAAAGUGAAUAUUUUGUAGGGUAUGUGGUCAUGAAGGAAAGGAUUUAGAGCAUGGGACAUCAAUGCUUGCGGCUGUUGUGAACUGCCUCUCCUAGCAUGGUGACCGUAGGAGUCAACAAGAGCUGCAGAGUUGACAGUUUGAAACCCCUGUUAUAGGGCACUGGCAUAUGGAACAUUUUGCCACUUACACCAAAUCAUACACGUGGUUGGGCAACUAAAACCUGGAAAUGUAGUUUGUAACCUAUAAUCUCUGUAUCCAGCCUGUGCAUUUGUGUUUUCCAUCAAUAAUAUGAAUGCUCUGGCCAAAAUACAGCAAUAACCAUAUUCAAUUGAAAGGUGUUUCCAGGAGCUUUGUUGUGUGUCCACAUGAGUGAUAAAAUGCCCCAUUUGCCAUAACCCUUAGAGCAAUAAAUUAGAAUUCUGUAUCCGAUAUACCUUAGCAGCCGAAUAGUGAAAGGCUUGUUUCUGCAAAGGCUCUAUGAUUUGUUUGGCUCUCUAUUGGUUACAGAACUACUCCCCAAAUAAAGUACAGUGGUAUGGAAUUCUGAAACGAGAGUGCUAAGGGAUUGUAACACAUGCUUUGAAUUAUUAUGAACAACCUCAAAUGCUCUUCCUACAAAGAUCUCUUGAAGCUAACUUUUACGGAUUUAUUGCAGUGGAGCAAGAGCCAUUGUCACGGGUGAUUUGUUUAGCGUGAUUAUACUGUUAAACAAAAAAUUUUAGACUGUCAAAUGUUUUCAUUUACAUUGCAACUUCAGUGGAUGCAAGGUCAUUGAAAAAAAUAAAAUAAAAUAGGCAUUGCAAAAUAUAUCGUCCCGUAAAUGUCAGAUAUUGUCCCAUCACAAAAAUUAGCUGCGUGAUAUUUUAAUAAAAAAAUGUACAUUCAAAAA
Molecule: messenger RNA, 4555 nt
Organism: Xenopus laevis (African clawed frog)
Lineage: Eukaryota; Metazoa; Chordata; Amphibia; Anura; Pipidae
Gene: ppp2r5e.L
Product: protein phosphatase-2A B'epsilon subunit
Exons: 14
Coding region: 376-1779 (467 amino acids)
Biological process (GO): signal transduction
Cellular component (GO): cytosol; protein phosphatase type 2A complex; nucleus
Molecular function (GO): protein phosphatase regulator activity; protein phosphatase activator activity
Source: RefSeq, a predicted model, not a curated record